AAGGAAAAUGGUGAGGAAAACAGUUAAAUCACGCAAUGUGAGUCCGAUUAUAUCAAGUGAUGACAGUUACGAUUGAGAUGGGUCCCUGUGCUACGGCGCAUAUGGGAAAAAAAUUGACGGAAGCAAUGGGAAAAUGACAGCUAGCUAAGAAUGGAAACGAGGAUGGAAUGAAAGAAGAGAACCAACAAACCCAGACACAUUUCGUAUUUCGCAUUCCGCGUGAUCUCCGUAGCAGCUGCCCAAGUUCCAACCUUCUCGAUCGUCACAAUUUACAAACUUCCGUGGCUUUUUUGCGUUUGAAGGCAUCUCCGAUCAGCGAACUAAAAACACGAAUUUCCUUACACCUUUUGAAUCUUGGAUGAGAGCGACAUGGAGGGCCUGCGACGGAAUUUCCGAUAUUAAAGGGCCUUGUUGUUCCAGUAACCAAUAGUAAACGAAGGCCAUUGUUCUGGUGUAAUGCGGGAGAAAAAUACAUGUUAGAGCAGGAUGAAGAAAAGAGUGGGCGGUGGCGGGCAUCAUGUAUGGGCGCAGAAGGUGGCGCUGCUGUUAUUAGGCCUCACAUGUCUUUUGGUGAUGGUGAAGCUGCAGACACAGUUCAGAAUGGGCUUACAGCCAAUUCGGAAUGUACCCCAAAUAUAUGUGGGUAAAGGAAAGGUCGCCUUUCUCUUUCUCGCCCGGAAUCGUCUUCAUCUGGAUUUCGUCUGGCACCACUUUUUCGCGGGCGCAGUGGAACCGGAUUUUUCAAUUUACAUCCAUUCGCAGCCAGGGUUUGUGUACAAUCAGAUCACAACAACGUGCACGUUUUUCCAUGGAAGGCACAUUAGUAACAGCAUACGGGUAGGUUGGGGAGAAGCCAGUAUGAUAGAAGCAGAGCGUAUUCUACUGAGGAAAGCACUUGAGGAUCCAGCUAAUCAGAGAUUCAUUUUGGUGUCAGAUAGUUGUGUACCUCUCUACAACUUCAGCUAUAUUUAUGAUUAUGUCAUGUCAUCUCCAAAGAGUUUUGUUGACAGCUUCCUAGAUCCAAAAGGAGAGCGUUACAAUCCAAAAAUGGCUCCAGCUAUCCCAAAGGACAAAUGGCGGAAAGGCUCACAGUGGGUCGCACUUGUAAGAAAGCAUGCAGAGAUAAUGGCAGCAGAUAAUACUAUCUUUCCAGUCUUUCAGCGACAUUGUAAGAGAAGGCCCCCACUACCAGAGCAUUUGAGAAAGCAGCCUCAGCCCGCGGUUGUCCAAAAAGAGCAUAACUGUAUACCUGAUGAACAUUAUGUGCAAACUUUGCUAUCUAUGAAAGGUCUUGAAGACGAACUUGAGCGCCGGACCCUGACCUACACUUUCUGGAAUCAGUCUAAAAGCAAAAUUGACAUGCAAGGAUGGCACCCUGUCACAUUUAAACAUUCAGAUGUUGAUGGAAAAUUUGUGGAGAAGAUCAAGGGUGCUGAUCAUGUGUAUUAUCCUACCGAAUAUCGAACAGAAUGGUGCAGCAGCAAUAGAACAUUGCGUCCAUGUUUUCUAUUUGCAAGGAAAUUCACUCGGGGUGCGGCUUUCCAGCUAUUAAAUCAUGUUCACUUGGAUGGCCAUUUCAGAACAGUUCCUGGUCACCAGUCGGGACCUUUGUCUUUGUUAAAAGCUAAUCUUACAAGUUCUAAAAGUGGCCCAUUUGGGCGUGCUCGCUAGAAAAUUAACAACAUACCUAGAAUUUGUGGGGUGUUCAUGUAUUUUUUCUUUUUUAUUUUGAGAAUUAAUCCAUGAGUUCUCUUAGACAAUUCUUGGUGGUCGGUAAAAUCAGUGGGUAUAGGAGCUUGUUUAUCCAUUGUUUAAAGAGCUCUGUAGUUCUUGGAUCUAAGGACCGAGUUAGCACCAACGGAGGAGGUUAUAGUAUUUGCUAAAUCAAAUAUAUCAUACAUGCACCAAGCAUCCAUAUCCUAAGUCUUUUGGUUAUCAUGGAGGUGCAAUGCUGAGGAAAAGUUCGACGUGCUUGUAAAAAAUUGAAUACGGACAUCUUGUUUCUUUGAGUUUAAAACAAUAAAAUCAUCAAUGUUGCACAA
Molecule: messenger RNA, 2042 nt
Organism: Cryptomeria japonica (Japanese cedar)
Lineage: Eukaryota; Viridiplantae; Streptophyta; Pinopsida; Cupressales; Cupressaceae
Product: glycosyltransferase BC10
Exons: 10
Coding region: 487-1671 (394 amino acids)
Cellular component (GO): membrane
Molecular function (GO): glycosyltransferase activity
Source: RefSeq, a predicted model, not a curated record